UGUGGCAUCGAAACAUACAUACAUACUCACCAUUGUUAAUAUGAAUAUGGAAAUGUGUGUGAAAUAAAUUAGAGCAAGGGGCUCUGACAUUAACUUCUUUAAAACAGUUUAUCCACCGAAUGAUCUUCUAGAUGUAUUUGUGAACAGGUGUGCGAACUGAAACGCCAAAUAUGUUGCAGCGUACAAAAUCGGCGAGGAAUCGCAAGAGUAGUGGCAGAUGCAGUGAUGGAGACUCUUCGGCUAAUGAAGCGCCAGUUUUUGCCUCGGUGCAUCGGGCACGACACAAUGGGGCAGGCAGCAGCGGCUCGGCCGUUAGACGUGAUGGUCCACAAAAAGCUACAACUGCUGGUGGUGGCCAUCAGCAACGUCAAAGCUAUCAUCAGUAUCAGCAACAACGUAAAUUACAACAUCAGCUGCAACAACAACAACAACAGCAGCAGCAAUCAGUCGGCAAUGAAAAUUCGAGUGCCGCACAAAAACUAGCCAAAACGACUCGUAAUUGGAACGAGCAACAACAACAAACACACUAUCAACAACAGUUGCAACAACAACCAAGCAACGUUGACACUGCAACGAAGCAAUCAAUUGCGGUGUCAAUGCCGCAAUCAUUGGUGGCUACCAAUGCAGCAAACCAUGGCCGUCCAGCAAUGCAACAAAUCAAUACAAAUGGUGGGCCACAACGCGACGCAUCGCCGACGAAGGCGAGUCGCAUACCCUUACAGCAACAGCAACAACAACAACCGAACCAGUUGCAACCAAAUUUUAAUCAAAUAUCCAAAACCGCUACAAAUCUAUUGAAUGAUAUUUACGAGCGGCAUCUCUUGAACCAGACGACGUUCCAAGCGGAACAUAGCCAAGAGAGACCACAACAGCCAGCACAACAACAGCAGCAGCAACAACAAACGAAUAAGUCGCUGCUGCAACAACCACAACAGUUACAGCAGAGGCACCAGCUGCAGCAACAACGUUUCUUGGCUGCACGUCAGGUGGGACAAGAGGUGGAGCUUAAUUUUGCGAGCUCCUCGGCGCAACAGCAGCAACAACAAAAGCAAAGAAACCUGCAACAGCAGCACACACAGCAAUCGCCGCGACAAUUCUUGUCCUUCGGUAAUCAGCAGACACACUCUGCUGCUGCCGCACAGGAAGCUGGCAAUUCCGCGCUGGCAACAUUUGUGCCCAUACACGGUAGUAACAAGCAACAUGUUGCACAGAAACCGGUACACUUCUUGAAGUUGCCACCACCACCACCGCUGGUGGCGCCAACUACUACCGCGUGUUGUCCAACCGAGUCCGCAGCACCAAAAGAGUUCGGCACUUACACAUCUUUUCAGCAACAUUUCCAAUUCUCUGAUGCAUAUGUUGAACCUGUGGAUAGUCGAAAACAUUUCCUCUUGCAAUCCGAUGCUGCGUCGACUGCCAAUCCACCGCCGCCACCCGCGCCACUCAAUCACGUCUACGAGACGAUUAAAGAGCGCCCACCGAUGCCGCCGCCUAAGAAUCUGAGAACCACAGAUGGCUGUGCUGUGGGUGAGGACGAGGCACCACCACUGCCACCAUCGCGGCAGCUGAGAAAACGUUUGGUUGCUGCCGCCGCCGCGAAGGUGGGCACAAAUAAACGUAAUACAACAACAACAAAUGCGAAUGGUAUGCAAAGCAAAAUGGAUGCAGGUCAGUUGGGCGGCAAUGGCAAGCUCAACAGCAAAUUAUUGCCCAUGCAACCGCCCGCAUACGUGGCGCCACCAGCUGCGGGUCCGACAAAGCAAUCAGUACCAAAGCAGCAGCAACAACAAUAUAAUCCGCAACAGCGCACCAAAGCGGAUGGCGAGCAACGUCCUUACCUUUAUCAGCAGUUGCGCGAGCGACAACAGCAGCAACAAGCGCAAUCGUCUGCGUUAAAGGCAACGGCUCAGCGUCAGCCUAUGGAGCCAAAGCAGCAUCAGCACCACUUGCAACAGCAACACCAACGUUCCAAUCACACACUGAUGCGCGAACAUCCUUUGGGCGCCCAUGCGGACCAACACGUUGCACAAAAGCUGCAAUCCCAACAACAACAAUUUAUGAAUACCAACAACAGUGCACAAAGGCCUGCUGAAAAUAUGAUAACCCAAUCUGCAAUCCCGUUAACCACCACAAAAGCAACUGUGCAUGCCACCAACCCACCAUCGGCGGCAGUCAACUCGAACUCCACCUGCGCGGCGUCCAUUGAUGUUUCUGAUAGCUCAGUGGAGUUGUUGUUACAACAAGCUGGUCUGUUGCAUUCGCAUGCUACCUCAUUAACGGCACAUAGUGGCGGCGGCAACAAAGCUCCACAAACCGCUUAUAAUAAUAACGCCAACCUUAACGGCGGCAAUAGCCACAACAACAACAGCAACACUAACAUAUCCAAUUUGCAUCCCACACGUCCCACUGCAUUGCCAAUCGUUUUCGAAGAGGAUACCGGCGAGUUCCAGGAUGUGCUUGUCCUCGAAGAGGAUGGCACGGCCAAACUGCCUUAUCGUCAUGGCAAGAUCGAGUUGCGUUUGGAGACAGCACAGGCGAUGGCCGCGGCAGCUUAUUAUGCCAGAGCCGCACAAAAACUUGCACAAACUCACAAUUCGACGAAGAGUCGCACCGCCGAACUGCCAAACGCCAGCGCGCGAAAUGGUGGUUUCUGUGGGGCGCUACAACGAGCGCCACCGCCCAUGCCACCAGGACUGGCGCGUCGACUUGCGAACAAGGAAAACUACGGCAUCGGCAAGGUUAAGGUUAUGUUGCGUGUCUCGGACGCACACACGGACACGGAACACCCGCAUUUCAUGGCGGUCGAUAAGAAGAAACGUCAAGUGACGUUGACAGAUCCGUCGGCAGCGAGCGCUGUGGCGGCCUCGACGUCGCAGGAGCGCGGUCCCAUGGUCGCCGCGCCGAAAAUGUUCGCCUUCGAUAGCCUCUUCACGGCGGAGGAUCAACAGUCCGAUAUCUGUGCUUCCGCUUUGUCUGAGGUGAUACCCGCCGUAUUGGAAGGUUCAGACGGUUGUCUACUCACGAUUGGUUAUCCGAAUUCCGGUCAACCGAAAACCAUGUUGGGUGGCGUCAAUCCGCCCACUGAAUUAGGUGCUAUUCCUUGCGCCAUUUCGUGGCUGUACAAGGGCAUUAAUGAGCGGCGUCAGAAGAGUGGCGCGCGCUUUUCGGUGCGUGUCAGUGCGCUGGGUGUCAGCGCUACGAAACCGGACUCGAGUUCGAAGGAUUUGUUGGCGGCGCAUGCGACUGAAUCCGACGACUCUCCGGGCGUGUAUUUACGUGAUGACUUCCUUGGCGGACCCACCGAAUUGCGAGCGCCCACCGCCGAACGUGCCGCAUUGUUCCUAGACGCCGCACUCGCCGGACGACCACAAGGCGGCCUGGAGCCGGCCAUGAUAUUCACACUGCACGUCUACCAGUACAGUUUGUCGCGCAAAGGCGGCGUGGCCGGCGGACGCAGUCGUUUGCAUCUCAUCGAUUUGGGUGGUUGUGCCAACCGCAAUGGGGGACUGCCACUCUCCGGCAUUGGCAACAUACUGUUGGCGAUAUUGAGUGGACAACGGCAUCCGCCGAAUAAGGACCAUCCAUUGACGCCGUUGCUGAAAGAUUGUCUGGCGCCGUUGACGUGUCAUGUCGCCAUAAUGGCGCACGUGAUGCACACACAGUCGCAUACGGAUGCUUUGACAACGAUACAAUUGGCCUCACGCAUACAUCGUAUGCGUAGACGUAAACACCGUUUUCCGAUGCCAAGCGACAAGACCGGUGUGGGAGGAUUGGCGGCGGGCGUUAAUGGAGGUCAUCAAUCGACUGGCUCUUCGGCCGGAUCUGGUGCAGAUCCUUCCAGCUCCGAGUUAUCUGCCGAUACUGUAAUCUACAUGGGUCCGAGCGAUGAUGCCACGGAUGGCGAGCAUCCGCCAGUUUAUUUGCCCUCGCUCAGCAGUGGCGAUAAUCGUUGUGUGAUGAGCAAAGCGCUAAAGGGUAGUGGCUUAGAGAAACAACAACAGUCACCAGCGAAAAGUGGUGCAGCGGGUACACUAAAGAAAACGGCGGCACAGAAAGUUCCACAAAGUCCCACCAUUAAUGCGUCCAGUCGCAAUGGCAGUCUGAAACGUGGCCACGUCAACAGUCCCACACCAGCGCAGCAACAACAACAGACGCCUCAAGCGGCUACUGCGAACGUUGAACAACAGCAACAGUUCUUUUCACCCGUGCACAGCACGAAGUCGCUUACGCAUUCAGCCUCCUCUCCGAAAAUAGUUGCGGGCAGUUUGCGUCACCCGAGCAUGGCUGGUAUGAUGUGCUCGAAGGGUUCGAAUGUACCAUCGCCCAAAGGUUCGCCUUUGCGACGACCCGGUGUUGGAGGUGGCGCUAGUGUCGCCGCUGCCGCUGAUGCGCUCGACUGUCCCGGCAGUCCAAUGCGCAAAAUAAGCGAGGAACAAUGGAUUGAUGGGCCGCGUGUAUCGCGCGCCAAAGUGGCCGAAGCGCGUCACUUGAUGCGUGAGGUGAAUCAUGUGAAACAAUGUGAGACUUGGAUAGAUGGUCCAAAGUCACAGUCUGCACGUUCACUAACCGCCGGCAAUCUACCUACAGCGCCGUCACAAGUGCAAGGCUACGGCUUCAUGGAUUCGCACAAGAAGUCGAUGAUACGACAAUGGGUAGAGAAUCAGACAUCGCAGGUCUUCCAAACCACAUCGGCGGCCUCAUCGCCUACACAUGGCGGCGCCGGCAAUGCGGCACAUCGCGACCAACAGGCACAGCAUCUGCGCAAUAUUACAUACCACAUGUCACAGCUGAAACAGAAAUCACUCGAUGCACCGGAGGAUUUGUACGCGACGAGCACAAGACAAUUGCAACAUCAACAACACAGCCUACAGCAACCGCAAUUGCAGCAACAACACUCGCUACCCAUUGACCAACAGUUUAUGUUGUGCGCCAGCGAAGCUGAGUUGGCGCAGGCCAUUGCAAUGGGUCUUUCCACAGCUGUGAGCACAACGAAUGCUUCAGCGCCCGCGGAGAUACGCGGUUCGAAGGCGCUGUACCAUCAACGACAGUCCAGCGCCACCGGUUCGCUCGGGCUUACACAGCAAACAACAAAAGAUGAGACUGAUUUACAUUCGACGCACUCGCACACCGGUUAUGGCACCAUUUCACAGCAAGUCUACACUCAUGGCGCUGGCGCGACAUCGGAACAUGGCGUCGGUGUGGGUGGUCAACAUAGCGAUCGUCAAGCGGAUUGUGAUGAGGACCAAGACAGUGGUCCAUCGGAGGUGCCGCCGGCACUACCGCUCAUCGAGCCGUUAGGUUCGCGUGAAAUUUCACACGAAAGUCUGCAUCGCAUACUGUCGCGACAUGUGUCACGCGAAUCGCUCUACCAACAACAGCAACAACGCGAACAGCAACAGGAAUUACGACGUCACGAGGAGUUGCAACAAAAUACGCCCUCGCGGCAAUCUUCACAUCAUUUCUCGCAACACAGCAUGGGCAUGUCCGAUUGUGGACUGCAAGUGACCGAGGAGGAGAUAGCGCGCACAAUGGGCGGUGAGCAUCCACUGGCAGCACUUAGUCAUGUUGACAAUAUGUCCAUUGUGUCGAGCUUCAACAUGGCCGGCGAUGCGUUUAGCGAUUGUGCGAUGGGUGAAAGAACGAGGAACCAAUUCGAUCAAUUAGCGCGUUUACGUGAGAUCUUCACCUCACAGCUGGCCAUGGCCGAAGUAACGCCAGUCUUCCGCAGCUGCGAUGUCGGUAGUGUGUACAGUGAACCUGCCUAUCGUUUCAACACCGGACCGGGUAGUGUUUGUAGCGAACCGCCAUAUAGACCACCAAGUCCGAGACAACCUUCGCGUAGUCCCAGCCAAGGCAGUUUGCCCAGCCUGAAUGGCAUCAUGCAAAUCGCUGGCAUGGAACAAUAUGCUUCGCUGCGUCAUCCCGACGGUGCUUCCGAUCCGAAUUUGCCAAAAGUUGAGAAACCUUUCGUGCUGGAACAUGAAGACAUCUGCGAAGUUGACGAAAAAUCCGCGUUACUCUCACCCUCGAAACGACCUUCACUGGAGAAAGAGCAUCUACCCGGCGUCGGUGGCGCCACUGUGCCCACGUCUUCACAAACCCAAUUACCAUUGUUGCCAUUGAAUACCUCCUGUGAGGCUUACGAUAGUGGCCAUGAUUCGUCUACACCACGCACGUCCAAGCAUUCCGGGAUAUCAAGACGCGCUGAGAGCGGUUACCAUAGCGUGGCGACGGCGAGAGAUAGUGAUGAGAGCAGCUUUACGUCGGGACUCUCCAAAGAGCACCACAAUCGCAUAACAAUGGUGAAGAAGAAGCGACAGGAUAAGGGCCUGUGCAAUUGGCUGAUGAAUCCCUUCACGUGCACCUAUCCAGAGACUGAAGGCGAGAUAAGCGACUUUUGAAGAGUGCAGUGAGUGAAGAGAGAGCGGAACUCGAAUUUAUAACGAAGGUAAAUUUAAAACAAUUAUUGUGGUAGCGAGUAGCUGUGGUACGGAGCAGAAUUAGUAAAUAAGUGCGGCAAACCCACCAAGAAACAUUUGCGCGCCGUUAUUAGAAACAAUAACACGAAAGCAUGCCAAAUUUUUACUUUAACAUAAAUAAUAUUACAUUAGUGUUUAUUUCUUUUUAUUCGAAGUAACUAAAGCCAAUGUUUUUAUGUGGCAGUUGAAACGGCGACUGAUUGUUUUUUAAUGGAAAUUUUUAUUGAACAUACAAAUGAAAAAAAAAUAAGAUUUUUAGCUUAAAAGUAUUUAGUGAAAACCAAAAACAAAAAAGAACUCAAAACCAUACAGAAUUCAUGUGAAAGCUUCAUAAAGUGAAAGCUUACAUUUCAUACAUAUAAGCUAACUGUUUUACAAACUAUUGUAUAAUAUGUCUUACAGUGAAAGCUUUUCAAACAACAUGAAAGCUUCAUUGAAAUUUUGUGAAAAAGAUAGAUGAAUUUGUACUAUAAGCAGUGAAAGCGUUUUUGAGUUAUUAAAACAUACUUUUCAACCUUAAAAUAUAAAAAGUGUUCGUGGAUUCUUAAAUUCGUUAAAGCUAGCAAUGAAAGCUUUGCCAAAAAAGUUUACCCUAAAAGCUUUCGUGUAAUAUUUUACAUUCAGUAAUCAUUCUGAUAUCACCCUAUAUACAACUACUUAUUUAUAAACUUCAAAAUCAUACAGUCGCCCACAAAGCUUUCAUCUUUAAAAUAUAUUUUGCUACAAAAGCUUAUUUUUGUAUACAAUUUUUUAACCAUCUUAAACACGAUCCAGAAAUUAUUCUGUUAUACCUCUACAUACAACUGCUUAUUUAAAAACUUCAAAAUCAUCCAGUCGACCUCAAAGCUUUCACCGUGAAAAUAUUUUUUGCUACAAAAGCUUAAUUUGUACAUAAAUUUUUUAAUAUGAACAUCUCUAUGGCUUUACUUUUCAGUGCAAGCUCUAUUUUAUUUGAAGUGAAAGCUUUCGACAUUGCAAAGUGAACCUAAAACCACGAAAGCUUUUCAAAUAUACGCUAUCAACUCCCUCAACUUGAAAUUGUAAAAUAUUUUGUACAGCUUACACAUAACCCACUCGUCUGCUUCUAAAGCUCUUGCCUAACUGUCGCGCUACUGUAAAAAUAUGUAAUUAGAGAAAUCUAUAAUUUUCAACUGUUGCAUUUUCGUUUGCUGCCUAACCUAAAUACGCAUUUAAGAAAGAAACUGUAUUUAAUGAAAAAAGCUUUUUGGGAGCUUUUAUUAUUUUUUUUAAUGUUUAACACUUCUGAAUCGCAUAUGCAAACCUCUUGAUUUUUAACUAGUGUCUAGUUAAAUUUGCUAACUCCUCAACAGCAACAACAACAACAAAGCCCAGUAAAUAGAAUACAAUCUUAAAUAAAAAAAGUUUCUUAUUUAAAAUUGUUAAUACAUUUAGCUAAAUUUAAGUGUAAACGAGUGCUUUUUGUUAGUAAGAAUGAAAAGCGUAAAUCGAAGAAGAAAGCUACAAACUAUAAAUAUUAAGUACUAAAUAGAAAUUUUGUUGCCAGUUUUGCCUAUUUAAACUAUGUUAAAAUUUUGAAAUGUUUAUCCGAAACUAACUCAACUGAUAUAUGAAUAUAUGAAUAUACAAUGUAUGUAACUUAAUGAAAUGAGAAGGUAUAUAAGUAAAUGCAUUUAUGUAAUAUUCGAUAUAUACA
This is a messenger RNA of Zeugodacus cucurbitae (melon fly), 8154 nucleotides long. RefSeq names its product kinesin-like protein CG14535. The record is from RefSeq and is a predicted model, not a curated record. The transcript is spliced from 15 exons. Lineage: Eukaryota; Metazoa; Arthropoda; Insecta; Diptera; Tephritidae. Bases 171 to 6401 code for a protein of 2076 amino acids. Gene Ontology annotation, biological process: microtubule-based movement. Gene Ontology annotation, molecular function: microtubule binding; microtubule motor activity; ATP binding.